AUGGCCCCUUCUGGAAGGACAACAACUGCAGCAACAUCAACUAGGACAGCCUCAAAGACAAACACCACCACCACAACAUCAACAACAAGGAGAACAAGACAACAAAGAAGAACAACAGCACAGUUCAAGAAGAAGCAGCAGCACACAAAGAGCAACAAGAACCACAAGACUGAUCUUGUUCCCACUGUUUUGCCCUCCAGCUGCUCCUCCAUAACCUCACAAGACUCCUCAAAGGAAGCGGACAUGCAAGGUUCUGAGGUAAUUGAUGUGACCCUAAGUCCAUGUUCCACACCAAAGGGUCAGAAGUUUAGGAUUCCUGAGAUUUCAACAUGCCCCCCAGCACCAAAGAAGCCAAGGGUUCUCUCCAAUUGCUCUUUGCGUAGGUCUCCACUUUCAUUCUUUGCACCACCUGACUUGGAGCACUUCUUCUUAGUGGCACUUCGAGAUGUCCCGGUUUGA
Messenger RNA from Sphenostylis stenocarpa, 459 nucleotides. NCBI's taxonomy places the organism in Eukaryota, Viridiplantae, Streptophyta, Magnoliopsida, Fabales, Fabaceae. The record is from the annotation of a GenBank genome assembly.